AUGCCUCUGGAACCUUGGCAACGUAUCUCGCAAGAAAUAUUCGAGGCAUGGUUGAAACAGCUAUCGGAGGAAACAGAUUUAAUUGAUUUGCGUUUUGGGUGGAAGCUCGAGUCGAUUCUGGAGAGUGAAACAGGUGUUGAAGCUACAGUGACUGACGUGAACUGCGGCAAGACAGUGAAAUUAACAUCUCGAUAUGCAGUAGGGUGCGAUGGCGCAUCGAGUCGAGUACGACGAAGUUUGGACAUCCCACUUGAUGGUGGCCCGGUACCUGGGUUUGUGUUGCUUGUGCACUUCAAGUCCAAUGAUCUGGCAAGACUCCACAAGCAAGGUCGUUUCUGGCAUCUCUUUAUGACCGGAGAGCAAGUCAUGGGUGGGGCUGAUACAUUCACAACGCAUCUUUUCUUGCCAAUGGACGCGGACGAGACAAAGAUCGGUACCGAAGAGGCAGUUUACCGCGUGCUUGGGGGAAUGUAUCAACCAUACGAAGUGAAAAUUGACCAGGUAUUGGUACGUUCUACCUAUAGACCCAGUGUGGCCGUUGCCCGCAAAUACUCCAGUCCGCAUGGAUGGAUCUAUUUGGCCGGCGAUUCGGCUCACCAGAACAUUCCCACCGGUGGAUACGGCAUGAACAUGGGCCUUGGCGACGCAUACGACAUAGGGUGGAAGUUGGCGGCGGUAAUUCAGGGGUGGGCAGGUAAGGGAAUGCUGCAGUCAUACGAAGAGGAGCGUCGACCGGUCGCUCUUACAAAUGUGGAACGCUCAGGGAUACAUAUGGCUGUCCAUGCUGCCGUCCCGAAGAUUUUGAGCGGGUUUGCCCAUGAGCUCGACGCCAACACGGACAAAGGGCGCCAGCUGAGAAAAGAAAUCCACCAGCAUUACCAGGCCAAUGACGGUGAGAACACCGACCUUGGUAUCGAGAUGGGUUACCGGUAUACCUCUGUUAUUAUCGUUCCGGACACGACGGGGGAGGAACCUAGCUGGACGGCACACGAGUACAAUCCAACUACCUGGCCCGGAAGUCGCCCACCCCAUUUGUUUCUCAAAGAUAACACUGCCAUAUUCGACCUCUUUGGUAAGUAUUUUACGUUGGUUCACUUCAUUGGAGAAAGGGACGAGGCUGGGAAUACCGAAUACUUCGACGAGGCAGCAAAGGUGAUGGGUAUUCCCCUCAAACAUGUCACGUUGAAAAACGAAGACCACGCCCGCGCAUUGUGGGAGCGGAACUUGGUGUUGGUUCGACCCGACGGACAUGUCAGCUGGCGGUCCAAUGCCAUUUCCCAUAGAUCAACAGCUCUACACGUCCUCGAAGUUGCAGUUGGUCAGCACUUUGCCGCAAUCAGGGGAUCUGUUGACGACCAGCUUGUUGCAGUUGGUCCUGGCAGAGAAGUUGCUCAGCAAGCUAACAAGAAUUCGGAACUUCGUUCUAAUUCAAACCCCGCGAAGUUCACAAUUGCCGAAUAUUUUAAAAGCCAAGACAAGGACUAUAAACUGGAUAAGAUGGGCGACUUCCAGAAAUGA
Messenger RNA from Cladophialophora psammophila CBS 110553, 1518 nucleotides. RefSeq lists its product as uncharacterized. Gene Ontology annotation, molecular function: FAD binding. The record is from RefSeq and is a predicted model, not a curated record. NCBI's taxonomy places the organism in Eukaryota, Fungi, Ascomycota, Eurotiomycetes, Chaetothyriales, Herpotrichiellaceae. Bases 1 to 1518 code for a protein of 505 amino acids. The transcript is spliced from 3 exons.